AAAGAAAGCAGAGUGUAUUUAAUGAAAAGCUCAGUAAGGAGUUUGUAAAUGAAAAUACUAAAUGUCCGAGCUCUGAACACAUCAGUAGUUUUAAAGAAUUUCAGGAAUUUCUUUUGGACAUUUCUGGCAUAACAUACAGAAGGAGGACAUUAUCUUUGGAUCAUCUGUGGAGUUUUGGGUUAGACCAGUGCUGCCUACCAGUUUCUCCAGAUUGAUGAAAACCAGGAAAGAUGUAAGAAAAAAGUUCAGCUUCCAGUUAAAUAUAUGCAUGGAUACUAUACUUCACUUUAAAUGCUGCUGAUGUUAAGCUCUGCUGGACAGUUAAGCUAAUAAGAAGGACUCUGAAAAAAGAUUGGAAAAGAGCUGCCUGUUAAAACUGCCUAUUGUUUAUUUUUCAAAAAAUAUUUUUGUUCUUUUCUACUUGAAAAUUUUUCCUUUGAAAAAGAUAAUUGCCACCCUGGCUAAUCCUAAAUCCGAAUGGCUCUAUGCCUUAAGCAAGUUUUUAACAAAGACAAAACAUUUCGUCCCCGUAAAAAAUUUGAACCAGGCACCCAGCGGUUUGAGCUGUACAAAAAAGCCCAGGCUUCUCUCAAAUCAGGGCUAGACUUAAAGACUGUGGUCCAGUUGCCCCCAGGGGAGAACAUCAAUGACUGGAUUGCCGUGCAUCUCGUGGACUUCUUCAACAGGAUAAAUCUCAUUUAUGGGACCAUAUCUGAGUUCUGCACCGAGAAGAGCUGCCCCAUUAUGUCUGGUGGUCUGAAGUAUGAAUACCGAUGGCAGGAUGAUUAUCGAUUCAAGAGACCUACCAAGCUUUCAGCACCUCAUUACAUGUGCAUGCUGAUGGACUGGAUUGAGACACUAAUUAAUAAUGAAGACAUCUUUCCUACUAGAAUAGGUGUACCUUUCCCCAAGAAUUUUCAGCAGGUCUGCACAAAGAUCCUCACACGCCUCUUCAGGGUUUUCGUCCAUGUUUAUAUCCAUCACUUUGACAGCAUCAUCAGUAUCGGUGCUGAAGCUCAUGUCAACACUUGCUACAAACACUUUUACUACUUCAUCAAUGAAUUCAGUUUGGUUGAUCAAAGGGAAUUAGAACCACUGAAGGAAAUGACCCAAAGGAUUUGCCAUUAAAGAUAUUUUAGACAAUGUUGCAAGAUCAACAUUUAUAUGGACAAGGCAUUCUGAUGAUGCUCCAAUGGACAACUGCUAAGAAUCUGAGGAACUUUGAGUCUUGGAGUAAGCUUCCAGUACAAUUUAAAUUAAUUACUGUGGACUUCAGUAAUUUUAUUUUCCUUUCUCUUGCUCUGUGGCCUUGUGAUUCUUGCUACCUAUAUUGUUCUAUUUUGCUUUCAUCCUCCGGAAGCUGCAGAUAAUCCAUCUACAGUGGUUGGAAGUUGAGGAAAAUAUUCAAAGUGGAAGAAUGACAUCAUCCCACAUUGCCUGUCAAAGAACAAAGAUUUUUCUCUAAUUCUAUCUUGUACUUCAAGGAAGCAUGGAUGAUCCUUGUCACUUCAAGAAUGUGAAUAAUUUUUUCUAAGAAAUAAUUAAAAAUAGUUUAAUUUAGAAAGGCAGAGAUACUGCCCAGAGGGAUGCAAGGGUGAUGGGUGGUAGAGAAAUGUGAUAGAUAAAGAUAUA
Messenger RNA from Protobothrops mucrosquamatus (brown spotted pit viper), 1632 nucleotides. RefSeq names its product MOB kinase activator 3C (gene MOB3C). NCBI's taxonomy places the organism in Eukaryota, Metazoa, Chordata, Lepidosauria, Squamata, Viperidae. Bases 478 to 1128 code for a protein of 216 amino acids. Gene Ontology annotation, biological process: signal transduction; positive regulation of protein phosphorylation. The record is from RefSeq and is a predicted model, not a curated record. The transcript has 4 exons. Gene Ontology annotation, cellular component: nucleus; cytoplasm. Gene Ontology annotation, molecular function: protein kinase activator activity.